Messenger RNA from Mus musculus (house mouse), 2300 nucleotides. It is a transcript of the gene Zfp959, whose product is annotated as zinc finger protein 959. Lineage: Eukaryota; Metazoa; Chordata; Mammalia; Rodentia; Muridae. Bases 339 to 1949 code for a protein of 536 amino acids. Gene Ontology annotation, biological process: regulation of DNA-templated transcription. The transcript is spliced from 5 exons. The record is from RefSeq and is marked validated. Gene Ontology annotation, cellular component: nucleus.
GUUGCUGACGUCACCAUGCAGUGAGCGCCUCAGCUGCUUUUCCUGUGUCCAGGGAAGGCAGAUGUGCUGACAUGGAGAACCCUAGUUUCUCCGGUGUCUUCUACAAGUUCUGCACUUGGCACUUGAUGUUCAGGAGUAGGAUCCGUCCACAGUUAACUCUGUGCAGAUGCAAAGUGUUUGCCAUCGACACAGACUUGUAGAUGCCUUGACCGUCCAGUAACGUGUGUUAGAAGUGCUAUGCAGGCAGGUUUGAUAAUACCGUGCAGAGAAAAGAUACAUUACUUAAACCUGAGUUUGGAAGCCUCCAAUUGUUUAAUCUCUUCUUAGACAAAGAUGCAAUGACCUAUGAGGAUGUGCAUGUGAACUUCUCUCGGGAAGAGUGGGCUUUGCUGGAUCCUUCUCAGAAGAGUCUCUACAAGGAUGUGAUGCUGGAAACCUACUGGAACCUGACUUGUAUAGGCUACAUGUGGGAAGACUGCAAUAUUGAGGAUCAUUGUCAAAGUUCUAGAAGACAUGGAAGGUGUAUCAACUGUCCCUCUGCAUAUGGAAAGAAGCAGUGUACCAAUCUCUUUCCUAGAACAAUUAGAAGAAGAUAUGUAGUCACCCCCUUUGUGAGAAGAGGAGGUGAAUGUGAUACAAGUUUACAAGUACUUGGUUUUCCAGUUUCAGUGGGAAUACAUCAAAAUACUGACCGUGGAGAAAAGCCCUCUGUGGACAAGGAAAGUGGAAAAUCUCCUGUCUGUCCUGGUUCACUUUGCACAUGUAGAGUGACUCACUCUAUAGGAGAAUGUUAUGAAUGCAGUCAGUGUGGUAAAGCUCUGAGUUGUUCUCUUCAGAGACGUGUCCAAACUCAUAUGGGAAAAGGAAAUGAUAAAUGUGAGCCAAGUAGUAAAAGCUUAACCCAUCCCAGGUAUCUUCAAAUACAGAAGACGGCCUAUAAUGAAGAGGACCUCUAUGUGUGGAAUCAAUGUGGUAAAUCCUCUUUACAACUACACCAAAGAAAUCAUUUGGGAAUGAAAUCCUGUGAAUAUAAUCAUGAAGAUAAACUCAUUUCACAUCAGAAUUGUAAUCAAGUAGGUAGAACUAAUACUAGAGACACAAAGCAUGACUAUCAUCAAUGGGGUAAAGCCUUCACAUGUCCCAGUUAUCUUCAAAUAUAUGAAAGAAUUCAUACUGAAGAGAAACCCUAUGAAUGUAGUCAAUGUGGUAGAGCCUUUACAUGUCACAGUACUCUUCAAAUCCAUGAAAGAAUUCAUACUGGAGAGAAACCCUAUAAAUGUAAUCAGUGUGAUAAAACCUUUGCAUGUAAGAGGUAUCUUCAAAUCCAUGAAAAAAUUCAUACUGGAGAGAAACCCUAUAAAUGUAAUCAGUGUGGUAAAACCUUUGCAUGUAAGAGGUAUCUUCAAGUACAUGAAAGAAUUCAUGCUGCAGAGAAACUCUAUAAAUGUAAUCAGUGUGGUAAAGCCUUUGCAUGUAAUAGUUAUCUUCAAAUGCAUGAAAGAAUUCAUACUGGUGAGAAACCCUAUAAAUGUAAUCACUGUGGUAAGGCCUUUGCAUGUAACAGCAACCUUCAAAAGCAUGAAAGAAUUCAUACUGGAGAGAAGCGGUAUAAGUGUAAGCAAUGUGGUAAAGCCUUUGCAUAUAGCAGCAAUCUUCAAAAGCAUGAAAGAACACAUACUGGAGAGAAACCCUAUAAAUGUAAUCAAUGUGGUAAAGCCUUUACAUGUCACAGUAGUCUUCAAAUCCAUGAAAGAAUACAUACUGGAGAGAAACCCUAUAAAUGUAACCAAUGUGGUAAACCCUUUGAUCGUAAAAGGUAUCUUCAUAUUCAUGAAAGAAUACACACUGGAGAGAAACCCUAUGAGUGUAAUCAAUGUGGUAAAUCCUUUGCAUAUAGCAGUAGUCUUCAAAAGCAUGAAAGAAUUCACACCGACAAAAACAUCCCCUAGCCAUCUAAGAAAUGAGGAAUAACUUUCCAUACCAAAUUCAAUUUCCCCACUGAGCUCUCUCACUAGUGCUUGAUUAAGAUUACUAGAUCCGCCGGGCGUAGUGGUGCACGCCUUUAAUCCCAGCACUUGGGAGGCAAAGGUGGGUGGAUUUCUGAGUUCAAGGCCAGCCUGGUCUACAAAGUGAGUUCCAGGACAGCCAGGGCUAUACAGAGAAAUGCUGUCUGGAAAAAAAAAAAAUUACUAGAUCCAUUCCUUCUUUAAAAUAUUGUCUCCUUUUCACAUUUUAUACGUAUUCAAAAAAUAUAGGAAUAUCAUAUAAUUUGAAUAAUAAAAAACUGUGAAUGAAAAUUA